AUGCGCCGACUGUACGAGACAAGUGGUUCGCGUUGGGCUUGGGAAGCCAGUCUGCGUCCGUCGUUUGCCGAGGUUCAUGCAGAAUUGGAACAGAUGUACACUACGAUGAACAUUGAAGCAGAAGUCGCUCGGGAACUGGAAAAGCGCCAGGCCGCAUUUUCAACUGCGUCUCCUAGCGGUCAACCGACCCGUGGACCAUCAGAAACAAUGGGAGAUCCUGCUUGUUCUGGUCGAUUUGUCGAUGUUCGACGCGCAGGUUCCAUGUCAUCUCAAGGUUUCUCUGUGCCUUUAGAUUCGAGUGGAGUCGCUGUGCCAACCCCUAGAUGGUUACACGCCGCAGAGACUGCCCAUCAUCCUCCCCGAAUCGGUCAUCCUUCCGGGUUACCUAACCGUGUGGUGCACGAAGGAGUCAUACGUUCCGAAGUUGAGGAUGACGAUGAUAUUCAGGAGGAUGAGGGUGAUGAGGAUGAAGAUGAGGAGGGUGAAUUUGAAGACAGUGAUGAAGAGGAUCCCCGGGACCGAUGGCGUCAGCGAACAAAUGUCAUGAGGCGAUCAGCUGGUCAGGUGACUCACUCUUCUGAGUCGUCGCAGCCUGUUGUUGUUGUCGGUGCACGGUCGAAAUUCUCAAUAAACGAGGCAUCCAAUGCAGUGGAGGGUGAUUCUUCUGCUCACGUGGUGGAUCAGUUGCGCAAUCAAAUGCAAGCCACGUCAAUGACACCGCGUGAAGGAUUCCACGUUUGUUCCAAUGCCAAAUCAGGUCGCCGGGAUCCCAGCUCAUCUCAGACGCGGGUGUUUGCCAGUCAGUCCCCUAUUCCGAUCACACAGGGACAACGCUACUACACUCCGCCACCGAAUGUUAGUAACCUGUCAGCUGUUCAGUCCCAUCGCGAACCGAUUCCAGACGAUCUGAUGGCUGCUGGUGCGUCUGCCUCAAAGCAGCGUUCCAUUGCGACGACUGCAGCCGGAUCGAGUCACAGCAUGAAUUCUGCUGGAUUCAGUCGUGACAAGGGAGACCGUCCAACUAAUACACGUCCCGGUCGUUCCCGUGUUUGCCGAACUCGGGGAGCGUCUGCUACCCAUUCAUCCGCUACUCAAAAUCAUCCACUAAAUGGAACUACGCGCAGUCGUGACACGGACACACCCGAUGAAAGUGGAGUCGGAGAGUCAAUCAUCUCGAACGACUCGCCGGCAGACAGUGGUGGUGGUGUUAUCGGUUCAGCCCCGCCAAAUGUGCCGACAUCGGACACUCGUGCAAUGGCUCUUUCAGCGUCAUGUAAAACAGUGGACAAUCCAUCGGCACCCAAUGCAUUCGUUCAAGCGAAAAACUCAUAUCCCGCUAACCUGGUCAGCCAGUCAUCCGUUCCCGCAGGUCUCCCGUCACAUGGAACUUUUCAACCAUCUCCAAGUGCUACUGGUAUCACCACCAGUUCCGUUUCUGCUAUUUCCACUCAAGCCACUACCCGAACUGUUUCACAGCCCGCACUCCGUCUAGAUGCUGAGGCAAUGGAUCAGUUUGCCACAUUACCACCUCAGGAUCGCAUUGGUCGCUAUUUGGAAAGCCUAAAUGAGAUCGGGUCAACUGUCAAUUCAACCCCCUCAACUCAAGCCCAGCCGCGAUUGCAUCUUCCUCGUGAUAUUGGUGAACAACCAUUGAACACGAAUUCGUUGUUCUUUCUACAGUAUCCACCCCCACCUCCACCUCCGUUGCCUGAACACAAUGCUCCUGUCUCAUUGUCUGCAUCACAGGCGCUGCAUGAAAAAGAAUUUCCCUCAGAUUCAAACCCGAUGAUCGCCAGUUACCUCAGUGAGACACAACCAAUCUUGGAAACAUCUAGCUUUAGCGCGAUUCGUUCUCAAAACCAUGAGCCCGGUGCACGUAUAGCGGAUUCAACACACGGCUAUCCUGGCGGAGAUGGUCAUUCCGUUUGUGUAGGAUGUAAUAACACCGGAAACACUAGUAACUGUUUCACAAAAGAUGGAUUUGCUGGUUCAAAACAUCAUCGUAUCGGAAAUAGUAAUCUACCUCGUCAACGUCGUCACCCCAAAGAUGGCCAUGAUUCUGAUGCCGAGGAUCGUCGUCCAGAUUCACUAGAGCGCUCCGGAGAGGAGUCCAACACGGAAGAAGUGACGCGAUCCGGUGAGGAAGAGACACUGUCACUAGCUUCAGAAUCCCCCUCUCCAAACGGUGGUGACCGUGACCCGAUACACCAAGCUUUGGAAUCGACCGGUACUGAUUUGCACAGCGAGGAACACGACACGGAAGUAGACGAUGUUUAUCAAGCUCCUGAAGCGUGCUACUCAAUGAUUGCUGCCAGUUGCGGGGCGGGUGUCACACCUGCAGCCGGCGUUAUGCAUGGUAAUGACAAUUUGCCAAAGUCCCUAUCUGCGUUGAUUUCACGAUUGGAACUUCUCAUUCGUGAUUUAGUUCAGCUCACACAUUCUGGCUUCGACUCGGCUACCGGUGAAACUGGUCCCGAUUUAGCUUUGUUGCAAAUGACAGAUACACUAGACGCCUUUCGGGCAGAGGUGGAGGCAUAUGUUGUCUGUCGGGAAAGAAAUCUGGAUGGUUUACCCACGACCGUACUACACGCAUGUGAUACUCUUGGCCGACAAACAAGCCUGCUUGCAUUUGAACUUGGUGGAGCAGAUGUAUCCAUCUCUGUCGACACCAGUGACUCAGUUUCCCGACGGCGUUCAGACAUUCCCUGGUCUAGUUUACGCUCAUCUGUUUUGCCUGCCCUGGAAGAUCUACUCAAGCACCUCGUCCGGCUGAGUGAUGUUGAAUCAACCGGAUCACGAUCGGAGAUCAGUGUCCAUGACACUCCC
This is a messenger RNA of Echinostoma caproni, 2826 nucleotides long. Lineage: Eukaryota; Metazoa; Platyhelminthes; Trematoda; Plagiorchiida; Echinostomatidae. The record is from the annotation of a GenBank genome assembly.